This is a messenger RNA of Coregonus clupeaformis (lake whitefish), 956 nucleotides long. It is a transcript of the gene steep1, whose product is annotated as STING1 ER exit protein 1. The record is from RefSeq and is a predicted model, not a curated record. Bases 110 to 784 code for a protein of 224 amino acids. NCBI's taxonomy places the organism in Eukaryota, Metazoa, Chordata, Actinopteri, Salmoniformes, Salmonidae. The transcript has 7 exons.
ACGUAAUCAUUAAUCGAUGCUAACGUAGCUAGCUAAACCAAAACGUUUCUUGUCUAUUGACUUUUUGUUACUCUGUUUGGCCAAUUUGAAGUAGCUAACUUUAGGAACAAUGCCGAAAGUCGUCUCACGAAGUGUUGUUUGUUCGGACACCCGAGAUCGAGAGGAAUACGAUGACGGAGAAAAGCCUCUUCAUGUGUAUUAUUGUCUGUGUGGGCAAAUGGUGUUGGUUCUCGACUGUCAACUGGAGAAACUACCCAUGCGGCCACGAGACAAAGCAAGAGUAAUAGAUGCUGCCAAACAUGCACAUAAGUUCUGUAAUGUAGAAGAUGAUGAGAAUGUUUACAUAAAAAGGGCAGAGGGAAUUGAAAGGCAGUAUCGCAAGAAAUGCGGAAAGUGUGGCCUACUUCUUUUCUAUCAACACCAAAUGAAGAAUACCCCAGUUACAUUCAUCGUUGAUGGAGCUGUUGUCAAGUUUGGACUUGGGAUUGGGAACACCAGUGUCUACAGUCAAAAGCCAGAGGCUCCUAAAAAAGUCAGGGUAAUGAUGACAAAAAGGACCAAAGACAUGGGGAAAUUCAGCUCUGUCACCGUGUCUACCGUUGAUGAAGAGGAAGAGGAAAUUGAGGCGAGAGAAAUUGCUGACUCAUAUGCCCAGAAUGCUAAAGUGAUUGAGAAGCAGUUGGAAAGAAAGGGGAUGAGCAAGAAGAGACUCCAAGAGCUGGCUGAACUGGAGGCAAAGACAACCAAGAUGAAAGGCACCCUCAUCGAUAACCAGUUCAAAUAGAGGGAUGUGAGAGAAGCAGGACAGUUGUACAUACUUUUCAAAUCAAAUGUACAUAGAGAAUUGCACUCUAUGGCCCCUUGGAAAUGUAUUAUGAAGCAUUUUGGCUAUGUUUUAUAUACUGUACCAAUUUUCUUAUGUUGAUUUAAAAUUAAAUGUGGAGCAGUGACGUACA